Messenger RNA from Nerophis lumbriciformis (worm pipefish), 4191 nucleotides. RefSeq names its product dynein axonemal assembly factor 11 (gene dnaaf11). Gene Ontology annotation, molecular function: protein binding. Lineage: Eukaryota; Metazoa; Chordata; Actinopteri; Syngnathiformes; Syngnathidae. The record is from RefSeq and is a predicted model, not a curated record. Gene Ontology annotation, biological process: outer dynein arm assembly. Gene Ontology annotation, cellular component: cytoplasm.
AGUUACUUGAAAGAGCUGGUCAAAAGACGCAACUCGUUCGCAAACGUCACAUCUGAAAUUGUUGGUGUUUCCCAGUGCGCUUGAACGCAGCACCAAGGUUGGUUUCUACAGCAACGACUGACAACAGACGAAGAUGGUUUACAUCACAGAGGACCUCAUUCGUCGGCGGGCGGAACACAACGAGUGCCAAAUCUCAUCCCUGGAGGAGGUCUCUCUGCACCAGCAGGACAUCGAGAAGAUCGAGCACAUCGACAAGUGGUGCAGAGACCUCAAGAUCCUCUACCUGCAGAACAACCUUAUUCCAAGGAUCGAGAACCUGGGUCGCUUGAAGAAGCUGGAGUACUUGAAUCUGGCCUUGAACAACAUUGAAGUCAUUGAAAACCUUGAAGGCUGUGAGAGCCUUUGCAAGUUGGACCUGACGGUGAACUUCGUAGCUCGUCUGAGCAGCGUGCAGACGAUGAAAGACAACGUCCACCUGCGGGAGCUCUUCCUUGUGGGGAACCCAUGCACGCAGUUUGAAGGCUACAGAGACUUUGUGCUUGCUUCACUACCACAGCUGAAGUCGCUAGACGGGACAAAUGUCACAAGGUCGGAGAGGAUCAGAGCCUCUCAGGGGCUGGAGGAGGUGAGGAGGCGUGUCCUGGAACAAGAGGAGGAAUACCUGAAGAGGAGAGCCAUAGAGAAGGAGGAAGAGCACAGGAAGGGAACAGGGGACAAGACAGGAAGCCAGGAGACUGAAGGAGACAUUGGCAGCCCCGCCUUGGAGGACAAGCAGGAGUUGAAGGAGACGACUGAGUCAGAUGAGGAGCGACGGGAGAAGGAAUUCUGGAACACUCCUUGUCCUUUCACCCCGGAAUCCCGUCUGGAGGCUCACCGCCAUCUGGAGGAAAAUAAGCGGGCAAAAGAUAGAAGCAAAGAAAAGAAAGCAAAGCCCCCAAGGACUCUGAUAACUGCUGAUGGACGAGUCUUGAAUGUCAAUGAGCCAAAGCUGGGCUUUUCUCUGACUGAAGACGAUGACAACAACAGGAUCCUCCUAGAUCUGUCAGUGUACAGACACAUGGACACCUCCUUGAUGGAUGUGGACGUGCAGCCAACGUACAUCAGAGUCACCAUCAAAGGAAAGAUAUUCCAGUUGCUUCUGCCCUCUGAGGUCAAACCUGACAGCUCCACGGCUAAGAGGUCUCAAACUACGGGCCACCUGCUCAUCAACAUGCCAAAGGCUCAAGGCGAAAUCAAGGCGCUAAAGGCCGCCGCACGUCCGUACAGAGACGACCACCGCCAGCGCAAAUUGCCUGAUGACAAAAAGAGAGAGAAGAAUGUUCCAGAGAGGCUGGAAGUGGACGCCAGCAAGGUAUUGGACCUCGCCAACAUUGUACCACGCCACAAUGCCACGGAAGGUCCGCUGGAAGCGACACCAUGGAAACAAAUCCCUGUCCCCUCUGAGGACUUUGUGGACGAUUUCGACGUGCCGCCACUCAUUUAGUCCUCAGACCACUCCCUCCUGUACAAACUUACUAUUGUACAAUCCUGCUAACAUACUAAAUGCUAUCAUGCUAACUUACUAUCAUGCUAACAUACUAAAUGCUAUCAUGCGUUCAUGUUAUCAUGCACAUACCUGCAUGCUGUAAUUCUGUCAUGCUAUAAUCGUGUCCGUCUGUCAUGUUAUCAUACUAACGUCCUAAAAGCCAUCAUGCGUUCAUGCAACCACGUUGCCAUUUUGUAAUGUUAUGCUAACAUCAGAGCUGCCAAGUUUCAGAAAAUACAAAAAAAAUUAAAAUUGCAAGCAGCGAUGGAUGGGACCGAGUUUGACGGCACAUAAAAUCCAAACCGAAACAGUAAUUAAAACUCUUUGGUCAACUUUUAAUCAGAAGGGUUCAAUCUCUCUCCUGUGCUAGUUUAAAGCCGACACAAACAACGCGCUCAGAGGAGAUAAUGUUUGAAAAAAGGUGACCGGUUUUUACAAAACUUUUGUUUUGAAGGGGGAAUUGCAAACUUCCUGUUGAUUUUGCUGGGGGUUGUCAAUAUAUGAAAUGUUGGUCUAAGUGAGACCUACAUAGAGGUUUUCUCAUGUCUCUAAGACAUUCCUACUGGAAGUUAAAGGCAGUUUUGUCUGCGUUUUUUCCUAAGAGGGACUACAGCGCAAUUUUGAGUUUUGGGGUUUGGUUUUUUAUUAGAUGGCAAUUUUCGCCAGUCCUCAUGUGUGUGUCAAAUAUGGUGAGUUUUGAAGCAUGUAAAGGGGGUCAAAUUAAAGCUCAAAGAGGCGGCGGAAUAAUAAUAAUAAAACGCACGAAAUACAAUAGGGUCCUCUGUUUUGUCUGAGUUUUCCUCCUAGGAGCAGUUGUGUCUGUGUUUUUUCCUAGGGGGCGCAAGAGCGCAAUUUUGAGUUUUGGGGUUUGGUUUUUUUUAUUAGAUGGCAAUUUUCGCCAGUCCUGAUGUGUGUGUCAAAUAUGGUAAGUUUUGAAGCAUGUUAAGGGGGUCAAAUUAGAGCGCAAAGAGGCGGCGGAAUAAUAAUAAUAAAACGCACAAAAUACAAUAGGGUCCUCUGUCCCAAAGGGACAUUGCGGUCCCUAAUAAAACGCACAAAAUACAAUAGGGUCCUCUGUCCCAAAGGAACAUUGCGGUCCCUAAAAAUGGAGCCUUUUUUAAAAAACUGAUUUGGCCUGUUUUAACAUCCAUUUAUACCUUAAGAGUAAGACUAAUGUUUCUCACCUCGAACAGCUGUCUCUGCACUGUGGCCUCUUAAUGCUAGACUUAAUUAACCAGAAAUUAGAAAUGAAAAUCAUCUUCACUGUUUUCUCUGCUGGCUCUUCUGUCUCGUCCUCUGCAUCUGUGUUCUCAAUUUGCAUCUGUUCUACCUCUCCAUCCUCAAUCUCUUCUGAUCUCUCUUCAUCUUCCAGUGUUGCCAACUCCUCGGUAAGGACAGUAUAGCUAUUGGUUGUCAUUAAAGUUGGUAGAAGUUGAUGGAUGACAUUGGCUCAUUUGCAUCAUUGAUUAACAAUGUACGCUGUAAGAGAGGAAUAACGUGGUUGUAGACAUAAUUUAUUUAUUUAUAUUUAUUUAUUUGACAGGGACAGUACAAUUAAACAUUGCUACCCAUAGGUAACCAAUGUCAAAGUACCGGUACAUAAAGCUUCUUGCCACAGGCUAAUUUGCAACCCUCGUCCCUGGUUAGGUUUUUAAAGAAAAGUGAGUAAAAAAGUGAAAAACAUGAUAGGAUGAAUACAUUUUUUUCCUUUGAUUCUUAGUUGAGUUGAAUUUUAUGUUUUUCUUUGUUCUACAUUAUUAAAUGUUAGGAGUAUCAAAUCUGAUCAAAAGUCUGAAGGCUUGUGAUCUUCACAAACAAACACAGACUGGCUCAAUAGUUAACUUUUUUUUUUCCCCCAAAUGUGACAGUGAUGAGAUAUUCACAUUAAUCUCACUCUGUCAGAAUAAUUGUAUCUAAGUUAUCAGAAAACUUUGUGUUACAUUGAGUUGAGCUCGCCCUGCUAGAGUACAAACGCUGUCUUUGAUCCUACCAAACAAAAGGCUUGUAAAACUCCACUGUGUAGGAUGGGAAGCAACAUGAAGGUGUUCUGUUUCUUUGAUGUAUUGUAAUCCACAGAAAGAUUUUGUCUUGCCCCGAGAACUACAAAGCGUAGAGGAAGCAGGACCAGACUCCCCUCCAGGCGACCUUUUCUUUGAACUGUUUUACGACCUUUUCUUUGAACUGUUUUGUAAUCAAAGGCGAUGGCUGUUUACGACCCCCCUCCCUUAGAAACAGCUGUUGCCAUGUAAUCAGCAAAAGUCCAAAUAAAAGGAGGCGUACAAUCUUUCGUCAGAACAUGGAACACUGUACAAGGGUACAGAUGUAUGCGUUUAUCCUCAUUGAGCCAAAUUUAAUUCUGUCUCUGUUUAAUUCCUUGCUUCUUGUCUUAUUCAAUCGAUGUCAUCAGUGUUUGAACCUGACACACUCCAAUUAAGGCAGAAAAAGCGUCAUCUUUGCACAGGGUGUGCAUCUCCUCUCUGCUUGGACUGGAAUGGAAUGGACUUUAUUGUGAUUGCACUUAAAAAUACAAAGAAAUGUGUUUUCAGUAUAAACUGUCUUGUACGUUAAGAGCAUUUUGACUGAUACGUGCUGUCAUGUCUCCAAAACAUCCCAAAAAGUCACGAGAUACGCUGCUCGUCGCUUUUGAGAAAGAAAGUCACUAAGAG